AUGGCGGACGAAAACGGAAGAGAAAUUGCUACAGGGUCGGGGACAAAAGUAUCGAAACGAAAACUUAAACGACUUCAAGUAAGUAGGAGCUCUUGGUUUAUUUUAUUGGUAAAGGGCAUGUGUUUAUUUUCUCACCUGCAGAGAAUCUGUGUAGUCCGCUUUUAUACAUAGUGCAUUCCCCUCUUGUCACACAAUUCAAAACAGCUACAGUUUCAAAAAGUUUUCUCGGCUUAGCGGCCAUGUUACGGCAGAGUUCUCAUCUACAUGAUGCUUGGGAUUGAUUAGCAUUUACUCAUGGAACGAAAAAUCAACGUUGAUGUGCUUGAUAUAUUAAAAGAUAAUUACAAAUGAUAAGCCACAGGUUCAAUAUUGUGAGUAAAACUGUGGCGGUAGAGGACAAAACACUGGCCCCAGUCCAUGGACUACCCUGAUGGACUACCCAUAUUACAGCCAUAUGGACUACCUUCAGCACUCAAAAUAAUGGCCGGUCAAUGGACAAUGUCCGGUCGGAAUGUCAUCUUGACCGUACAAAAGCUCCACUCACCAGUCAUGUUGACCGGUCAAACAGACUCUUAUUCUUGAACAAACAGCCAAAAAAUUAUCCUCACCGGUAAAUCUUAGAUUUUGUCUCUUUGAAAAAUACAAUCAUGUUCACUAAUAGAACAUUACACAAGGAUUAGUUCACUUUUUCUAAUGUUUUGACAGGUCAGAAAAGGAGACUUUACCCAGUGCAAAAAUUGCUUUGGCCCAUCAUCAUGUCCAGCCACCAUCCAAAAGUUAUUUUGACCCCUGAACUUUUGAAUACACUAUUGUGUUAGAUACAGGUAACAACCAGUAAAAUUAUUCACAAGGUAGUCCAUGGACCAGGGGGUCAGUGUUUUGUCCACUUCCAACUGUAGCAAUCCUCAAGCUUAUUAUUAUUUGUUUUGAAGGUUGAAGCCGCUUCAAAGUUAAGAUGCAAUUUAUGUGUCAACAAAAGGUUUACAUCUCUGAAGAUGUACGAUGACCACAUGGCUUCUAAAAAUCACAGAAAAAAGGAAUUAAGAAAAGAUACCUCAGGAGUGUGGGUUUGUCAGGCAUGUGAUCUCACAUUAAACUCACAAACAGAAUGGGUAAGGGUGUUCUAAUAUUUAUUGUAAUGCACUUAGUAUCAACCUUGUACUGUUGUUGAUAUCUUUUUGGUCGUGUAUGCAGGGAAACAUUUGUAGUUUCAACCUUUUAGUAGGUUUGACCCAUCCCAGUGAACCAACCCUAGAUUUGCCGCAGUAUGUUAAUGCAUUUUCUGUUUCUUUUGAUUUUCAGAAGAAGCAUCUGUGUGGAAGGCGACAUCACGAAAAGCUCACAGAGUGGAGUCUAGAGCUAUUUCCAACCAGUUCUCCAAUAAGGCAAAGGGAAAUAGAUUUACUGAAUGACUCUAAAUAUCAAGAAUUUGAGGAGGACAAUGAAGAUGGCAUGGUUGAGUAAUACACAAAACUUGGGAGGCAACACCAUGAAAAACUUAUAGACCAGAGUCUGAAGCUGUCCUUCCAACUGGUUCUUCAACGAGACAAUAAAUAAAUUUACUGGAUGACUCUAAACAACACCAAUGUGAGGGGG
This is a messenger RNA of Porites lobata, 1596 nucleotides long. Lineage: Eukaryota; Metazoa; Cnidaria; Anthozoa; Scleractinia; Poritidae. The record is from the annotation of a GenBank genome assembly.